AUGGUUCUCGUGCUGGGACGGGCAGGCAGCGGAUGCACAACCUUUUUGAAAACUGUCGCUGACGGCCCCAUCCCCGGCACCGAGACAUCUGGGACUCUCCUAUAUGGCGACCAAUCGAGGAAGGAGUUUGUCAACGCUUAUGCCGGAGAGGCAGUGUUCUGUGGCGCCGAAGACUUUCACAAUCCCACUCUCACCGUGGAGCAGACUCUGCAGUUUGCCUUGGAUUUGACGGUGCCAAAGUCUCAUGUGGGAGGCACAAGGGAGAAGAUUUUCAAAAAUGAGGUGCUUGAGAGCCUUCUGGAGAUUCUGAAUAUCAGCCACAUCAGAACCACCAUGCUCGGGGAUGCGAGAAUUCGGGGCGUUUCAGGCGGAGAGCGUAAACGCAUCUCGGUCGGCGAGGCCCUCAUUACCAGAGCAGCCAUCACCUGCUGGGAAAAUCCCACGCUUGGUCUCGAUGCUGCUUCGGCGUCGGAAUACAUCAAAGCCCUCCGAGUACUCACGACUGUAUAUGAAAGCGUUUCCCUGGUCUCACUCUAUCAGGCGUCCGACACGCUUUACCGCUGCUUUGAUAAAGUUCUCAUCUUGGAAGACGGCCAUGAACUGUACUUUGGACCAAGUGCCAGUGCUCCUGGUUAUUUCGAGCAACUGGGUUUUAAUCGAAUCCCAGGCCAGUCUCUCGCCGACUUCCUCGCCGAAUGCGCUGACGCAAGGAUGCGAUCUUCCCACCAUCCAUAUUCCACGACCGACCUUGCUCGAAUAUUUCGAGAAUCAGUCACCUACACCCAGCUUCGGCAGGAAAUGGCCAAAUGCCGAGACGAGGCUCGUGACGAGGUGUAUCAGCGCCACAUAGCAGAGUGCAUCGAGAUCGAAAAGCGCACCGGUUGGCAGUAUGGCCCCAACAAAGCUUCAAUCUGGACUCAAAUAUCCGCAAUCGCGCGCCGGCAUGCUCAGUUGCGACUGCAAGACCGACUUGGCCUGAUUAUCAAGAAUGUCACUUCGAUCAUUGUGGCUCUGGUCUGUGGUUCAAUGUAUUGGCAACUACCCGAAACUUCUGACGGCACAUUCACGCGCGGAGGCGUCAUGUUUAUCGCAUUGCUGUACAAUGCGUUCUCUGCAUUUGCAGAGUUGCCAUUGGCGGUUCUGGGUCGACCAAUUAUCAACAAGCACAAGUCAUUCGCAUUUUACCGUCCCAGUGCAAUGUAUUUGGGCCAGAUUAUUUUCGAUAUCCCUGUAUCAGCGGUCGAGGGGCUUGUAUUCUCUUCCAUUGUCUAUUUUAUGGCUGGCCUACGUACCGAUGGCGGAUCUUUUCUAAUAUUCUACCUGUUCAUCAUUCUCACUCAAAUUACCAUGGCACUAUUCUUCAGGACGCUAGGUUGCGUGUCCAAGACACUUGAUGGAGCUCUCAAGGUAGCUUGCGUCCUUAUCAUACUCUUCGUCCUAGAGUCUGGAUAUCUCGUGCCAUACCGCAAUCAGCGCCCAUGGGUCCAGUGGUUCGCCUGGGUCAACCCCAUCUCAUACAGUUUCGCGGGCCUCAUGGCCAACGAAUUCCGUCAACUGACGUUGAUUUGCUCAGAUUCGAGCCUGAUUCCCCACGGCUUAGGAUACAGCGACCUUAAGCAUCGCAUCUGUUUAGUUCCAGGCGCAGCACCUGGAUCGAGAUCGGUCAGCGGAUCCACCUAUCUCUCUGCAGCUUUUGGUUUCAAUACUCACGAUAUCUGGAGGAAUGUCGCAAUACUUGUCGCCUUUAUUCUCGUCCUCUUGAUUUUCAACAUCAUCAUCUCUGAGUGCGUCGCUUUCGUUACAUCGCCACUGGAGAUGGGACCACUUGGAGAUAACCAGGUCCCCAUACCGGAUGAAGAAAGGCCAAUUAGUAUACGUUGUCCGCCCGAGACUCGUGGCCCUUGUCACCAAGAGGAAACGAGGCAUGAAACUAUAACCUGGAGUGGUAUGGGCUACGCUGCUUUGAUUCCUGGGUCCGGCUCGGUCCAGAUCCUCCAAGACGUCUCCGGCUACGUUAAACCCGGCAUGAUGAUGGCUCUCAUGGGGGCGUCUGGGGCCGGGAAAUCUACUCUACUGGAUUUGAUGGCGGAUCGGAAGACGACUGGUACCAUCAGCGGGACCCUUCUCGCAGAUGGAAAGUCGCCUGAUGAAGAAUUCCGCAGACGUACUGCCUACUCUCAGCAGCUUGACGUCCACGACCCUUGUCAAACAGUCCGCGAAGCCCUUCAAUUCUCGGCAUACCUACGUCAGCCCGCGACCGCCAACAAAGCUUCUAAACACGCAGACGUUGAAGACAUCAUCCACCUUCUCGAGAUUCAAAACUUCGCAGACUCAAUCAUUGGCGAACCCGGCGCUGGCGGCAUUUCUCUUGAGCAACGGAAAAUGGUGACCAUAGGCGUCGAGCUCGCGGCCAAGCCCGAUGUUCUGUUUUUGGACGAGCCGACGAGUGGCUUAUCAACCCAGUCAGCCAUGAGCAUUGUGAAUAUAAUACGAAAGCUAGCUGACAGGGGAAAGUCAAUCGUAUGCACAAUCCAUCAACCCAACGCAGCUAUGUUCGGUGCGUUUUCUCAUCUUCUCCUCCUUCAUCAGGGCCGGCAAAUGUUCAGCGGACCAACGGAUGAAGUUGAACAGUACUUUUCACACUAUGGAUAUACCUGUCCUCAAAAUUCCAACUUUGCAGAAUUCAUGCUUGAAACCAUUAGCAAUGGGGGAAGAUCAACGGAUGAGUGGGCGCAGAUUUGGUCAAAUUCUUACCAAAAGGCUCGGAUGGACCGAGAUAUCCGCACCGUCGUCGAAGCCGCACAUAUUCUCGAUACCCCGGCAAUUGAGAGUCAUCCAAGGCCCAUCGAUAUUUCCAGCCGUCCUAAAUUUGCAGCGCAACUCAGGAUAGUCUCUACCCGGGCGUUCAAAACUGCGUGGCGCCAACCAGGCUAUGCCAGUACUCGAAUUAUCAACCACAUCUCCAUUGCACUUCUGACGGCGCUAGCGUAUUUGAACACCGGCAGUGCCUAUGGCGACUUGCAGAUGCGCGUCUUUGCAAUUUUUCAAGUAACAAUACUGCCGUCUCUUGUCCUCUCUCAAGUGGAACCUGCUUUUGAGAGGGCAAAAAUGGUUUUUCAGCGGGAGAGAGAUUCAGGGAUGUAUUCCAAGAGAGUUUUUCUCACAGCGAUGUUACUUUCGGAAAUACCUUUCACAGUUCUUUGUAGCGGCCUUUUCUAUUUGCUCUUGUUCCUCCCGGCGAACUUUAGCACUUCUGCACCCAAAGCAGGCUAUGAGUUCUUAAUCGUCCUUAUCACAAGUCAAUUCUCGGUCCAACUUGGCCAGACCAUCGCCGCACUAACGCCAUCAUCAUACAUUGCCUCUCUUUUCACACCGUUCUUACUCAUAACCUUUUCGCUCUUUUGCGGAGUAACCGUGCCACCGCAGAAUAUCCCUAAAUUCUGGACCUGGAUCUAUCGGCUCAAUCCAUUAUCCUACCUGGUCGGGGGCUUGAUUGAGACAGAGCUGUCCGGCCGGUCGGUUACGUGUAAGCCCUCGGAACUGUAUCAAUUCGACCCGCCCACAGGCAUGACGUGCAUUGAGUACUUACAAGGAUGGCUUGAAACAGCAUCAGGAUACUUGGUUGAUGGGGAUUCAAGUUCAAAUUGUGGAUAUUGUCCGUAUAACUCAGGUGACGACUACAUUUCCCAAUUUGGACUUGUUUGGGAGAAUCGAUGGAGGGACUUGGGAAUCUUGAGUAUAUAUCUCGGUAGCACAUUGGGGCCAGCUAGAGGAGAACAGAAAGCGGGUACUGAGGUCUUUGUGAGGGGUGCUAUUCGUCGUCGGCCACUGGAGUGA
Ilyonectria robusta is the source of this 3837-nucleotide messenger RNA. Its product is annotated as putative ABC transporter G family member 11. Lineage: Eukaryota; Fungi; Ascomycota; Sordariomycetes; Hypocreales; Nectriaceae. Gene Ontology annotation, biological process: transmembrane transport. The transcript is spliced from 4 exons. Gene Ontology annotation, molecular function: ATP binding; ATP hydrolysis activity; ABC-type transporter activity. Bases 1 to 3837 code for a protein of 1278 amino acids. The record is from RefSeq and is a predicted model, not a curated record. Gene Ontology annotation, cellular component: membrane.